Molecule: messenger RNA, 781 nt
Organism: Wasmannia auropunctata (little fire ant)
Lineage: Eukaryota; Metazoa; Arthropoda; Insecta; Hymenoptera; Formicidae
Exons: 2
Coding region: 23-736 (237 amino acids)
Biological process (GO): sensory perception of smell; detection of chemical stimulus involved in sensory perception of smell
Cellular component (GO): plasma membrane
Molecular function (GO): odorant binding; olfactory receptor activity
Source: RefSeq, a predicted model, not a curated record
GUAAUGUAUAUGUAACGCAGUCAUGGAACAGAAGUCGACAAAGUUAAGCUAUAAAAAAGUAAUUUCUGGCGUGAAGUUAAGUUUAUGGAUAGUGUGGACUUGGCCGAUGCCAAAAGACACAGCAAGAUUUAAGAUCGUCUGUAUGAAACUGUAUCACUGUUUGUGCGUUAUUCUGGCGAUAGGCCUAGAAGUACCGAUCAUCUAUGCCAUCGUAAAUAAUAUUGACGAUUUUAGCUUUUUCAUAGACUUAAUUCUUCAACAGUCUCCUAUUGUACAUGCCAUAUUCAACUUUAUCUUUUACAAUACUAAUUAUCAUCACAUACAGAAUGUUGUUUCUAAUAUGGAACAUUUUUGCAACUCAAUGAAAUCUCGUGAAGAAGUUGUGAUUCAACGAUACGUUGACAAAUGUGUUACAUUCUACGGUGUGAUUUCGGUCAUUUUCUAUGUUCUUUCGGGAAUAUUUUGCAUUGUACCUUUAAUAUUACAUCAACCAUUUCCAAUAGUAUUCGAAUAUCCAUUCGAUGUAUAUCAUCAACCCCUAAGAGUUAUUAUCUACGCACACCAAGGUAUAGUCGCAUUCAUAGUAUCAGGCCAACUAUGCUUAAAUGCUUUCGCGGCUUGUUUGCUUUGGUUUGCAUCGGCAAGAUUUGAAAUGUUGAUUGAAGACCUGAAAAAUUUUACAAAUAUCCAUCAAUUGACCGUAUGUGUUAAGAAACAUCAAGAAAUACUUGCGUGAGUAGCAUUUAAAUUUAAAUAUAAAAUCUUAUCCUUAAUUGUACGC